Molecule: messenger RNA, 447 nt
Organism: Cetraspora pellucida
Lineage: Eukaryota; Fungi; Glomeromycota; Glomeromycetes; Diversisporales; Gigasporaceae
Source: the annotation of a GenBank genome assembly
AUGCCAUACGUAGCUCCUGAGGUUUUGAAGGGUCAACAAUUCACCCAAGCUGCUGAUAUAUACUCUUUGGGUGUUAUUAUGUCCGAGAUAUCUACUGGAAAAAAAGCAUUUGAUGGCGUCCCUUUUAAUACUACACUUUUUUUAAAAAUUUGUAAUAAAAAUGAACGACCAGAACUUGGUGAAGGAACUCCAGAGUGCUAUGUGCAAUUGGCCAAAAGAUGUAUGGAUUCUGAUCCAAAUGAACGACCAACUACUACCAUCAUCAGUUCAAGAAUCGUUUAUUGGCUUGAUGAGAUUGAACAGAAGAAUGAUAACGAGAUCAAAAAACAAUUCUUAGAGGCCGAUAAUAUAGUACCAAAAGUUGAAACAUCGAUUCAUCCGAGUUAUAUGUAUACGAGAAAACUGAUUAACACAAAAAGGAUAGAUGAAACUUUAAUAAAUAGCUAG